Messenger RNA from Monoraphidium neglectum, 1974 nucleotides. Its product is annotated as kinesin family member 3B. Lineage: Eukaryota; Viridiplantae; Chlorophyta; Chlorophyceae; Sphaeropleales; Selenastraceae. The record is from RefSeq and is a predicted model, not a curated record. Gene Ontology annotation, molecular function: microtubule binding; ATP binding; microtubule motor activity. The transcript has 14 exons. Bases 1 to 1974 code for a protein of 657 amino acids. Gene Ontology annotation, biological process: microtubule-based movement.
AUGGCGCCCGCCUCGAGUGAGUGCGUUCGCGUGGUGGUCCGCUGUAGGCCCUUGAACUCAAAAGAAACAGCAGAGGGCCGCCAGAAAAUCGUGGACGUCGACAGCCAGCAUGCCGGCAUCACGCUCCGCGGCGGCGACACGGGCGACGCGCCAAAGACGUUCACGUUUGACGCGACCUUUGACUGCGGCAGCCGCCAGCGCGACGUCUACGAGGACGCGGCGGCGGGCAUCGUGAACAGCGUGCUUGCUGGAUACAACGGCACGAUAUUCGCGUACGGGCAGACGGGCACCGGGAAGACGCACACCAUGGAGGGUGUGGCAGGCGACACAGAACUCCAAGGCAUCAUCCCUAACUCCUUUGAGCACAUCUUCAACGCAAUCCAAGGCAGCGCCAACAAGCAGUACCUCGUGCGCGCGUCUUUCCUCGAGAUCUACAACGAGGAGAUCAGGGAUCUGCUUAGUAAGAGCCCAAAGGACAAGCUGGAGCUGCGGGAGCACAAGGACUCUGGGGUGUAUGUGAAGGGGCUCAACGCGUUUGUGGUCAAGAGCGUGGCAGAGAUGCGCAACGUGCUCGAGGUCGGCAAGAAGAACCGCAGCGUGGGGGCCACCCUGAUGAACCAGGACAGCAGCCGCUCCCACAGCGUCUUCUCGAUCACAGUGGAGUGCGUGGAGCAGGGGCCCGCGGCGGACGGGCACAUCCGAGUGGGCAAGCUGAACCUGGUGGAUCUGGCCGGCAGCGAGAGGCAGUCCAAGACCGGCGCGACAGGCGACCGGCUGAAGGAGGCGACAAAGAUCAACCUGUCCCUGUCAGCCCUGGGCAACGUCAUCAGCGCCCUGGUCGACGGCAAGAGCGGUCACGUGCCUUACCGCGAUUCCAAGCUGACGCGGCUGCUGCAGGACAGCCUGGGGGGCAACACCAAGACGGUGAUGGUCGCAAACGUGGGGCCGGCGGACUGGAACUUUGACGAGACACUCAGCACGCUGAGGUACGCCCACCGGGCCAAGGCAAUCACCAACAAGCCGCGCGUCAACGAGGACCCCAAGGACGCCAUGCUGCGGGAGUUCCAGGACGAGAUCGCGCGGCUCAAGGCGCAGCUGGAGGGCGCAGAGGCCGGAGGCGUGGCGGUCGGCGGGCCCGACGGCGGCGAGGUGCUGGAGCGGGUCGUGCAGGUGCCCAAGCCGCUCGACCCAGAGGCCCUCGCGGCCAUGAGGGCCGAGAUGGAGGCGAGCCUGAAGCGCCAGCUGAAGGAGGGGCGGCUGUCAAGCUUCAACGGCGGCGCCGGCCGCGGCGGCGGCGGGGAGGGGCCGCGGGGGCUGGGGGCGGCGCUGACGGCGGAGGAGGUGGAGCAGAUCCGCCGCGAGGCCGCGGCCGCGUCUGCGGCGCGGGCGGCUGAGCUGGAAGAGGAGCGGCGACGGGCGCAGGCUGAGGCGGCAAAGUACGAGCGCAAGCAGAAGCAGCUGGAGGACAAGAUGGCAGCCCAAGCGCAGGAGGGGGAGCAGCUGGCGGCGGCGAAGGAGGCGCUCAGGGCGCGGCUCAGGGCGAUGGAGGGCAAGAUCAUCAAGGGGGAGGCGCGCGGCGGCCUGCUCGAGGUGACCCGCAAGAAGGAGGAGGAGAUCGCGAGGCGCGAGGCCGAGAUCGCGCGCAGGCGCGAGGAGGAGGCGCGGCGGCGCGCGGACAUCACCAAAUUGGAGGAGGCCGCGCUGGCUGCAGAGGGGCGCUACGGCGGGCUCAGCGAGGAGGCGGCGGCGAAGACGAAGAAGCUCGAAAAGCUAGCGCGGCGCAUCGCAGUGCGGGCUAAUGCAGACACACACGCACGCGCGCGCGUGCACGACCUGGACCGUGAAAUUGGAGAGGCGUGGUCUGAGUGGGGGGCAGAAAAAGAGGAGCUGCUGGCGGGGCUGAGGCGGCUGGAUCAACAGGCGCUGCUGAAAGAUACAGUCAUUGAAGCGUUUGUGCCCGAGGUGGGCUAUUAA